Molecule: messenger RNA, 1288 nt
Organism: Cimex lectularius (bed bug)
Lineage: Eukaryota; Metazoa; Arthropoda; Insecta; Hemiptera; Cimicidae
Gene: Xpac
Product: DNA repair protein complementing XP-A cells homolog
Exons: 7
Coding region: 242-1099 (285 amino acids)
Biological process (GO): base-excision repair; UV-damage excision repair; nucleotide-excision repair, DNA damage recognition
Cellular component (GO): nucleotide-excision repair factor 1 complex
Molecular function (GO): damaged DNA binding
Source: RefSeq, a predicted model, not a curated record
AACAAGUUUUGAGUAUUCGUAAAUCCUAACACAAUUAAAUGAUAAUGAGAAAAGCCCUGUCGCCCGUGACUAAUUUCAGUCACUGAAACUGAAUAAAAGUUGGUCGGACAUGAGUACAUACUUAAAGCGAUACAAUCCAAUAAAAAUGAUUACUAUUUUCUAAAGUUACGUAUCUAAUUGGAGAAAACAAUACAAUUCUAAACGUUUGAAGUGUUGUUGAUCAACUUUUGGAUUGGUGAGGAUGGCUGAUGGACCGGUGACUCUGACCAAGGAAGAUAAAGAGAGGAUAGAGAAAAAUCGCCAACAAGCCCUCUCGAUACGAAUGAAAAAAAGCAGCAAAUUCAACAAAGUACCAAUUGUUGAAACUAUAAAGAAAAACAUCAUAUCCAUUAAUGGAAAUCAAUUCCGGGACACCUGCGGUGGCUUUUUAAUAGAGGAAACACAAGCAACUCCAAAAACUACGGAAUCUGAUGACAAUACGUUUGAACUACUAGACAUCACAACUCAUAUCUGCAAAGAAUGUCAGAAAGAGUUUUUUGAAUCUUAUCUUUACAAAUAUUUUGAGUUUAACGUCUGCGAUGGUUGCCGGGACAGUGACACGAAGUAUUCGCUAAUAACACGAUCUGAUCUCAAAAAAGAGUAUUUGCUCAAAGAUUGUGACAUCGAUAAACGAGAGCCACCAUUAAAAUUCAUCAGCAAAAAGAACCCUCAUAAUCAAAUGUGGGGAGAUAUGAAGUUGUAUUUAUUACCUCAAGUUAUCGAAAGAGCUAUCGAAGUUUGGGGAUCGCUUGAAAAGUUGGAAGAAGAGCAUUCGGGAAGAGUGCAUAAGAGGGUAGAACAAAAGGCCAAAAAAUACAACAAAAAUCUAAAAGAUGCAAGACAAGAAUUUCAGAAGCGAUUUUGUACACUAGCUUCAUAUUUAUCAACUGUGAGAUUCCAAGUUACUGUUGUAAAAUAUUGGUCUUCAGGAAAAAAUAACAAAAGGAAAUUUCAUCAACUUACCUAUAUUGGCUUCUUUAAGAAUGUCAGCCAGAAGUUCGCUGUACAAUCGUACGAAAGGUCCCAAUCACGAGCACAACUUCGGCCCCGAAACGUAUAACGAAGAUGAAGAUAAUUAUUCAAGAUCGUGCAUAACUUGCAGUUUUGUUGAUACUUAUGAAAAAAUGUAAAAACCACUCGUCGCACAUAUUUACUCCUGUACCUUCUGUUUAAAUUUAGAGUAGAAUUUUUUUUUCACACAUUUUGUAUACUUUUUUUCCAACAAAUAUAAAGUUAGGAAGCAAUUUAA